This is a messenger RNA of Aspergillus versicolor CBS 583.65, 1083 nucleotides long. RefSeq names its product SAM-dependent methyltransferase. Lineage: Eukaryota; Fungi; Ascomycota; Eurotiomycetes; Eurotiales; Aspergillaceae. Gene Ontology annotation, molecular function: protein-arginine omega-N monomethyltransferase activity. The coding region runs from base 1 to 720 and encodes 239 amino acids. The record is from RefSeq and is a predicted model, not a curated record. Gene Ontology annotation, biological process: peptidyl-arginine methylation. The transcript has 4 exons.
AUGAGUGACCAAAAUCCCUCCACCGCGCCUGUCACCAUCGUGGUCGAGCACCUAGACCCCGAACUAGGUGCCUGGUCUGCUCUGGAGUAUGGCUGCAUUGCCCGAGAGUCCCAUUCAGGAGGCAGUAAAUUUCUCCUGAGCUCAGUCCCUACCUCGUUGCAAAUGCCGGACGAUCUAGCCGCUACCGAUGGCCUUGGAGUUGAGCAUCGCAGCAUCGAAGAGGUCUUUGCAGACCGAAAAUCUAAGGUCUGCCUCUUGGAUCCCUCUGCCAAGGUUGAGCUUAGUCCCGCUGAUGGGGACAACUUUGAAGUUUUCCUCUUUGGAGGAAUAUUAGGUGCGAAUCCCCUAGAAGACCGCGAUGUGAUGACCCUCCACGAGGUAGGUUAUAUUCAAAUCCCAGCAGGAACACCUACCACUGACGAGUUGACUCCAGAUCGUACCUCUGAGCUUAGGAAAAAAGGGUAUGAAGGGCGGCGACUUGGGCCCGUACAGAUGACAACUGAUACGGCGGUACGAGUUACGCGCAUGGUUGUCCAUGACAGAGUUCCUCUAGAGGAGAUUCCAUACAUUGACCACCCAGAAAUUGUGAUCAAUGAGCACGAGCGGACUGAGAUGCCGUUUCGCUAUGUAAAAGACAGUGAUGGCAAGCCCAUCAUGCCCAAGGGAAUGUCAGAACUGAUAAAAAAGGACGCUGACCAAGGUAUCGAGGAUCUUUUCUAGCCCUCUGCGCGGAUUAAAGGCGAUGGGUGAUUUUACUGUACCGGACAUAAGCACAAAUGCCGCACGGAUAAGGACAGCAUAUGCUCAAUAAACCCAGAAUAAGAACCACACUGUACGAAUGCCUUCAAGAUUCUUGCUUGCUUAUUGAGCCUCGAAUGCGGAAAGUAUCCCGGCUGUGACGCCUUCCGUACGGUAAAAUACAUAAUCGCCACCCAGCGUGGAACUCGAUAAAGUAAGGAUCAGUAAGAUGCUUACGAAUGGCCACGCUGCCCUUCAGUUUCACCAUCGUCACACCCUCGACAGACCACCCUUUUUACUUCAGAGCUCCCCCUCUUGAUUCUCUCUUUAACGCUCUCAGUUUUA